Cynoglossus semilaevis (tongue sole) is the source of this 3213-nucleotide messenger RNA. It is a transcript of the gene musk, whose product is annotated as muscle, skeletal, receptor tyrosine kinase. Lineage: Eukaryota; Metazoa; Chordata; Actinopteri; Pleuronectiformes; Cynoglossidae. Gene Ontology annotation, molecular function: transmembrane receptor protein tyrosine kinase activity; ATP binding; Wnt-protein binding. Gene Ontology annotation, biological process: protein phosphorylation; cell surface receptor protein tyrosine kinase signaling pathway; multicellular organism development. The record is from RefSeq and is a predicted model, not a curated record. Bases 53 to 2371 code for a protein of 772 amino acids. Gene Ontology annotation, cellular component: signaling receptor complex; plasma membrane. The transcript is spliced from 13 exons.
CUUCUUCUUCUUCUUCUUCUUCUUCUUCUGAUCCAGUUCAGUCUGAGACAACAUGAAGAGCGUGGGACUAGUUUGGGUCAUUGAGCUCCAGGUUCUACUGGUUCUGGUCCACACCAGCCACAGUGUACAGAGAGCUCCUCGGAUCAUCACGUUGUUGGAGACCAUGGACAUCCUGCUAGGUCACAACGCCACCUUCAUUUGUGAGGUGGAAUCACGCCCUCCUGCUGACAUCACCUGGACCAAGAACAACCAACCAAUCAUGUACUACGACCCCCGCUACAGAACCAGGGAGCAGGGACAGAUGCUAAUCAUUCCUCAUGUGAGAGAGUCGGACAACGGAGAAUACUGCUGCAUCGCCAACAAUGGGAUUGGAGAGGGAGCCAAGAGCUGUGGCGCCCUCCAGCUGAAGAUGAAACCACAAAUCAAACGCCACCCGUCCAACCUGACCCAGCUGUUGGGCUCCAAAGCUGUGUUGCCUUGUGUGACCCUGGGAAACCCCAGACCUGAUGUCACCUGGCUCAAGGACGACGAGAUGAUCAAGAUCAGUGACCGUGUUACCAUCCUGGACUACGGAACGCUGAAGAUCCACAACGUACAGAAGGAGGACGCGGGCCAGUACCGCUGUGUGGCCAGAAACAGCUUAGGGUUGACCUUUUCAAGGCCGGUCACCAUGGAGGUGCAGGCGCCGGCUCGGAUCCUGCAGGUGCCGAAAGAGAAGAGGGUGGCGUUCGGCAGCCAGGUCACCCUGGAGUGUAACGCCACGGGAAAUCCAGUUCCAACCAUCACCUGGCUGGAAAAUGGGAAUACUCUCUCAGGAGCGGCAGUUGAAGAAACUCUGGUGGGAGAAGCGGUUCUGUCCGUUCUCAGAGUGACGGUCAACAAACCGGCUCUUUACACCUGCCUGGCGUCCAACAGACACAGCGCCGGAGCCAACACCGUCAAAGCAACAGCCAGAGUCACCGUCACAGAAUGGAGACUCUACAAAGGCGUGGCAGGGUACUGCAGCGCCUACAGAGGAGACGUCUGCCGCACCGUCCUUCCAGAUCAUUCUCUGGUUUUCUUCAACUCCUCUCUCUCCGAGGACACGCAGGAGGAUCAGGUCCAGAGUUGGUCGACAGAUCUGGACGGCCUGGGUCCUCUGUGUGCUCCAGCUCUACGUUCUCUACUCUGUCAUCACUCCUUCCCUGACUGCAACCCAUCAGGACUGGGACCUGCACCCAAACCCGUCUGCAGAGAACACUGUCUGGCUGUGAAGGAGCUCUACUGUCAGAAAGAGUGGCUGGCCCUGCUCCAGUCCGGACUCUUCAGCUCGGUCACUGGUUCCAGUGCUCCCAGUUCACCGCUGCCCAACUGUCAGGUCCUGCCCAGCCUGGGCCCAGAGCCAGAGGUUUGCACUCAUGUCCCUUUUGUAGAUGUGAAGAAAGACCACGUCACCACGUCCUGUUACAACGACCGAGGUCGUUUCUACCAGGGCGGCGUGAACGUGACCAGCUCUGGGACUUCCUGUCAGCCCUGGGCUCAACAGGUACACGCUCACAACACAGUACUUUGCACUUAUUUGCAGUAUGCAGUGUAUGAAGACUUCAAAUAUGAACUCUUCCAAAUACAUUUGAUAACUUGUAUCCACCCCACCCACCCUGCAGGGGGUGACAAACUCAAUUCCUCCAGGGGUGGGUGUGCGGGGGGUAAACCCAUGUGUCUGAUGUUUGAGUACAUGGCCCACGGCGACCUCAACGAGUUCCUGCGCCGUCGCUCCCCCGCUCAGUCUGUUCACACGCUGAGCUCGGCCAGCCUAUCAGGGCGCAGCUUCACCUCCGAGGCCGAGGCCGCGCCUCUCUCCUGUACUCAGAUGUUGUCCGUGUCCAAGCAGAUCGCCGCUGGAAUGGCCUACCUGUCGGAACGCAAAUUCGUCCACCGUGACCUCGCCACCAGAAACUGCCUGGUGGGAGAAGAGAUGGUGGUGAAGAUCGCAGACUUCGGCCUCUCCAGGAACAUCUAUUCGGCCGACUACUACAAAGCCAACGAGAACGACGCCAUCCCAAUCCGCUGGAUGCCUCCGGAGUCCAUCUUCUACAACCGCUACACCUCCGAGUCGGACGUGUGGGCGUACGGCGUGGUGCUGUGGGAGAUCUUUUCCCACGGGAUGCAGCCGUACUACGGCAUGGGUCACGAGGAAGUGAUCUACUACGUGAGGGACGGUCACAUCCUGUCCUGUCCCGACAACUGUCCUCUGGAGCUGUACAACCUGAUGAGGCUGUGCUGGAGCGGCCAGCCGUCGGAGCGGCCCAGCUUCAGCAGCAUACACCGCAUACUGGAGCGGAUGCAUCAGAACACAGAGAGAGUGGACACUGGGCCAGAGGUCAGCUGCUGAGGUCAGCCGCCGAGGUCAGCCGCCGAGGUCAGCCGCCGAGGUCGAAGCCUACAGUAUUGUGGUUUUUUCAGGUAUUUUAUGAUGACUUUUUUUAUACGUAUACAUUUUAAAAGGUUUGUUUUUAAUUGCUGUGCUAAUGUUAGCGUCCUAGCCUGUGGCUGUAGCUACUGUAUCUUCUGCUGUCCUUUGAGCUCCUCCUUCAUCUCUUUGAAGUCUUUUUGACCUCAUCAAUGUCACAGUUUUGGGGAUUUUCCCUCCGACUCUUGUCCCUUCAUUUUCAGUCGACUGUUUUAAUGAGAGAAAACCAAACCUCAUUCUGAUGACAUCACUUCCUCUUUUUUUCUUUUUCCUCUCAUGGUGUUACAUGGUGUUACAUGGUGUUACAUGGUGUUACAUGGUGUUACAUGGACCUGAUUCCACAACAGCACACACUCACUUUAGAACAUGUUUGUCUGUGUUUUAUUCUAUUCCAGUUUUGGACAUUGUUGAAAUAGAAAAACUUUAUAUUUUUUAUUUUAUUAUUUUCUGAUGUUUAUCCUAAAGAUUAUACAUUAAUACACAUUCAAGUCAAAUACAUUUGUUCUCCCACAAAACCUUCUUUCCAAUCUGGACCUGAAAAACGUCCCCAUGAGGUCAAAAGGUCCCCACAAGUACACCUAGACCACACACACACACACACACACACACCGUCCAGAGGUCAAGAGGUCAAACAUUCAGGCAGUCAAACACGUCCAGCUGCUCUGACACUGUAACAUUAAUCAUUUCAGUGAUUCUGUUCCAGUUGUUGACAAACUAAGGCUCCCGGCCCCUCGAUGGUCCAAAUAAACCAGCAUUCAUUCAAA